AUGCCUCGCCAAAGCCGUGGUUCCGCCCGCCCUUCCGUCCCCGCGCGCAAGCCCAUGGCUCCUACCAACCAGCAGCAGCAGCGCCCUGCUUCCACCUACGCUCCUCCCACCGCCGCUCCCCACGCUCCUCCCGCUGCCGCUGCGCCCGUCUCUCAGGGCCCUGGUCUCUUUGGUCAGAUGGCUAGCACUGCUGCUGGUGUCGCCAUCGGCUCCUCCAUCGGCCACGCCAUUGGCGGCAUGUUCUCCGGCGGCGGUUCCUCCGCUGCCCCCGAGGCCGCCGCGCCCGUCCAGGCCCAGGCCGCCGCUGCCCAGAACUCGUCGUGGGGCAACAACUGCUCCGAGGCGACCAAGAGCUUCACCCAGUGCAUGGAUCAGCAGAAUGGCAACAUGCAGAUCUGCGGCUGGUACCUGGAACAGCUUAAGGCUUGCCAGGCUGCUGCUAGCCAGUACUAA
Messenger RNA from Neurospora tetraspora, 453 nucleotides. RefSeq lists its product as uncharacterized. The record is from RefSeq and is a predicted model, not a curated record. Lineage: Eukaryota; Fungi; Ascomycota; Sordariomycetes; Sordariales; Sordariaceae. The transcript is spliced from 2 exons. Gene Ontology annotation, cellular component: mitochondrion; nucleus. Bases 1 to 453 code for a protein of 150 amino acids. Gene Ontology annotation, biological process: mitochondrion organization.